This is a messenger RNA of Austrofundulus limnaeus, 1455 nucleotides long. RefSeq names its product synaptogyrin-1. Gene Ontology annotation, cellular component: neuromuscular junction; synaptic vesicle membrane. Bases 214 to 789 code for a protein of 191 amino acids. The transcript is spliced from 4 exons. NCBI's taxonomy places the organism in Eukaryota, Metazoa, Chordata, Actinopteri, Cyprinodontiformes, Rivulidae. The record is from RefSeq and is a predicted model, not a curated record.
AGGUAAAAGCUGGAGGCCUGUGAGUGAGGAUGAGGAGGAUUAGUGCAGAUUACAGAACAGUUUAUUCAAGCAGAGAAGACAGGAAGAAGAAGAGACACAGAGCCACUAACCGGACUCAGCUGGACCCACUGGGACCAGAGUGUCAGAAGUGACCGGUGUGAAGUGGAGGAAGCUGAAAAGGAGGAGGAGCUGGUCUGGGGUCAGCGGGUCAGGAUGGACGGGUUCCAGGCGUACGGGGCGGGGAAGGCCGGCGGCUCCUUCGACCCUCUGACCUUCAUCAGGCAGCCUCAGACCGUGCUGAGGAUCUGCUGCUGGCUCUUCUCCAUCGUGGUCCUGGGCUGCGUUGCUAACGAGGGUUACGUGAACCGACCCGAGGCGGUGGAGGAGUUCUGCAUCUUCAACCAGAACCAGAGCGCCUGCAGCUUCGCCGUUGCUGUGGGGAUGCUGUGCUUCCUCUGCAGCACCGCUUUCCUGGCGCUGGAUGCUUAUUUUCCUCAGAUCAGCGGUGUGAAGGACAGGAAGAAGGUUGUCGUGGCCGACAUAGGCAUGUCAGCUGUCUGGUCUCUGGUCUGGUUCGUGGGCUUCUGUUUUCUGGCCAAUCAGUGGCAGGUUUCUAAAGCCGAGGACAACCCUCUGAACGAAGGCGCCGACGCCGCCAGAGCCGCCAUCGUCUUCUGCUUCUUGUCCAUCUUCACCUGGGGAGGUGUCAGCCUGCUGUCGUUGGAGCGUCUGAAGAAAGUCUCUUUUGAAGAAGAAUACAACAAACUCUUCACUCCUCCCCUCGCUUGAAACACAAACACACCUUAACAUCACCUUUCUCCUACAGCCAAUCAGAGAAGAGCUCCUCCUCUUCCUCUCACUCUGACCUCUGACCUCUGACCUCUCGCUCUGAGUGCCUCUCAGCCAAAGUGCCUUUUUUUCCAUGGUAACAGAGUGAUGCUGAAUGUAAAACAUACAACCUGAGGAAAAACAACACAAAACUAAACUAAACUAAACAAAAAAACAAAACAAUACAAAAAAGACGUGUCCACAGCUGUCACCUGCUUCACCUGCUGAGUGGUUCCCACCUGUGCAGGUGAUGUUGCUCCAUGAUCUGUUGAUAUGUUACGUGUUCUGAUGUAAGAUGAUGAUGUCACACAUUAAACAUGUGAACAAGGUUGAGUGUGACGCUGUAGCACCUUUAAAAUCCUUCAGAGAGACCGUACUCCUGUCCAGUUCAAAAGGACCACUCAGAGGUUCAAGAAGGUGGAACCUCUUCUCCUGGGCCUCUUCUUAUCUUGACCCUGGUUCCUCCUCCUCCUCCUCCUCCUCCUCAUCCUCCUCCUCCUCACCGUCUGAAGGUCGUCUCACCGUCUCCAGCUGCAGUUUGGCUCAGACGUCUGGAAGGACGCCUUACAUCUGUUGUUAUUUCUAUAAAAACAAGUUCAAAUUAAAGUUAUUUUUCUUCUUAAAAAA